CCGUCAGGUGUGUCGCCUCAUCUGCGAUCGUGCUGCAUCUCGAUCUCGAUGUAAUUAGUGCUGACUGUGUGAUCAAACCCUAGCCUCUCUACCUUUCCUUCGUUACAUUCCGUUUGUGCCGAUUUUGUAGAGAAAGCAUGUUUAUUAAAACGAAUCUUCCCGGCUAUUGAGAAACGUAAUCUUUGAUACUUAACUGUGUGCCCAGACCUGACCAGUGUGUUAACGCAAGAGCUCGAACAGUGAAAGCUUUUCAUUUGACGAUGGCUGCAUAAAUUAAUGUGAGGUGCGACCACAAAGCAUCAGAAAACAAAAUGCCAUCGCCACGGCCACGAUCAUCAGCCCACCGAUCUGGAGUAUGCUGUGUCCGGGUGCUGAGUUCUUUCCGAAUCUUGCUGCUUGGGCUAACGGGAUUCGCGUUGUUUGGGGCGUUAGUGGCCGCAGAAAAGCGGUCAUACUUCGGUUGCUACGAGCGUGACCGUUUUGCACGGCCCGCCCUUACCACGGAAAACUUGGACGAGUGCAUCGAUAACUGUGAGAGCAGCUUCCAAAGGUAUGCCGUACUGUCUGGGACCCGUUGCAGCUGCACCAACGCGAUCGUGACGCGCGUCGUCGAGGACCGGGAAUGCGAUCAGCCGUGUGGCAAACAACCGGAUCAGAAUUGCGGUGGUGUGAACGCCCAGGGGGUUUAUGAAACGGGCGUCGAGGAAGCUGGACCCGUCCGCAACCUGCGCAUCGAAGGCGAGCAGCGCGAGAGUACGAUUGCGAUCCGUUGGGAUCUACCACCCGAAGAUGGGGUGAUGGUGGAAGAGUUCUUGAUCGUUGCCGAGGCGUCGAGGACGUAUGCAGACUUCCGCAUCUAUCCAGCACGCUGGACGGUGCACAAUUCAACUACCUCGUUCGAAAUGUCUAGCCUCAAUCCGGGAACCGAUUACAACGUAACGGUGGUAUCUAUCUCCGGCAAGGGCCGUGAGGGAGGACGGGCAAGCAUUGUGGGCAGCACGGAGAUCGGUCGCCCGGAUCCGGAACCCGAGGAGCCCACCAUAUUGCGCCGACUAGAGUCCACGAUACAGAUACGGAUUCCACGGGCAACGAACAACAAUGGUCCGGUAAACUAUUAUCGCGUGGUGGUACACUACGUGAACAGCGAGCUGAUACAGCAGAUCGAUGAGAGCCAGCUGAACACGUUCCAAAAGUCGAAGGAAAAUAAGGUGCCGUACUACAUAGCGGCAGAGUUGGAGAUGAAGGAGGAUGAAGAGUCGUUGUUUUUUACCGUCGGCGAUGGGCGCGAGUAUCGAAGCUACUUUAAUCCACCGAUCACGGCACGGACGCAUGUGCACAUCUCGAUCGGGGUGGUGAGCAUUCUAAACCAUGUGGUGAAGGUACGGUAUGCGACGACGACACAUGAGCAGCAUCAGUAUCCGGAUCAUCAUCAUGUGAAUCUAAAAACGGUUGAAUUGGAACGAAAUGAAACCCUCAUCACCAUUCUUACCGUUGCUUGCGUGCUGUUCGGUAUCGUUCUCACGGCUGCAAUCGUUCUGUAUGUAUAUCUGCAUUUCAAGACACCCACCGCCAACACGCGUCCUUUCGCCGACCAUCAUGAGUUGACGCUACAGGGUCCUAUACUGGAGGUGGAGAACAACGGGUUUAUGCCGGACAUCUACGAACAGCGCGGAUUCGAGGCGGAACUACGUGACAUCAUCGAGGGGCUCGAACCUGCAAAGAACCACCCGCGGAAGUACCUUAGCUUGGAUAUCAAUCGCAUCCUUGGCAGUGGAAAAUAUGGGGAUGUAUUGCUGGGCAGCUUGCAAGCUUCACCGUCCGAGUCGGUGGGUGAUCGACCGGCACAGGUGCACGUGAUCACGGACGAUAUGGAGGGAGUAGAUCAGAUUGCAUUCCUGAACGAAUUUCGACGACUUACGGCACUGGAGGAUCACGCCAACGUGAUUCUGUUCUACGGCGUUUGUGUGACGCCCGAUUGGUGCUAUCUGCUGUUUGAGCAAAUGCAAACGACGCUAAAGCAAACGCUACUGAAUGCGCGCGUGCCGCCCAACGUGAGCAGUGCCAAGUUUUCCACCAUCUCCGAGGAAAUUGUUGUAAAUAUUCUCUGUCUUGUGUGUGAUGGGAUGCAGUUUUUGGUUGAUAAUGGUGCGGUGAGUAAAAAGUUGUGCGCUCGUACCGUGUACGUGAAUACCAAAUUCGAAGUGAAGGUGAGCGCUUUCGGACCACCGUUGCACACCGAGGACACGAACAAACAGAUCGACAUCGGACGCUGGCAUGCGCCGGAAGUUAUUAAAUUUCAAAACCAUUCCGCCAAGAGCGACGUUUGGUCGUUCGGGUUGCUGAUCUGGGAAUGUUGCUGCCUUGGGGCAACGCCGUUCGGGAGCACCACUACCGAGAAUUUGUUCGCUGUCAUCCGCGCCGGACAAAAACCGGAACGGCCACCGUUUAUGUUUGAAGAUUUGUACCAACUGUGCCUGAACUGCUGGGAUUUGGAUGCUAGCGAUCGGCCCAGCUUCGACGAGCUGCGAAGCUACCUUCGGCAAACGCUGCCGAUGCUGCGGUACCUGCUAUCGUUCGAGCGGAAGCAAGAUGUCCAGCUCCCACCUUACUUGCCCCAUUUGGAAACGGUGGAGUAGAAGCGGACGGUAGGAUUAUCAGCAUCGAAAACAGUAUUUGAAACGCCACUCUUAUCAAUAUUCCGUCCAGGUCGAAACUUUUCGGCUUUACUUUAACGACAAAGGGUUAUACAUUUGUAUGUACUGUUCCGUUUUAUAAUUUAAAAUAAA
Molecule: messenger RNA, 2786 nt
Organism: Anopheles coustani
Lineage: Eukaryota; Metazoa; Arthropoda; Insecta; Diptera; Culicidae
Gene: Wsck
Product: putative inactive tyrosine-protein kinase Wsck
Exons: 4
Coding region: 312-2636 (774 amino acids)
Biological process (GO): protein phosphorylation
Molecular function (GO): protein kinase activity; protein binding; ATP binding
Source: RefSeq, a predicted model, not a curated record